AUGCAGAGAAGCCGGCUGCGAGAGGCAUACCGCGCCAUCGAGCAAAAGUUCGAAGAUUACAGAAAACGGGCCGAAAAGCUGCUACAACAUACAAUGCUCUAAAACUCUCGACUGCACCGCGAAGAGGUCAAGUCCAAGGUGUGUGCCAACAAGUACAGGCUGGGCGAGUACAGGUUCGAACGCGAUAACGGAGGGAAGGAGGUCUGGACCGACGGGUACGCUUUGAGGAGGGUGAGGGAGAGGCUGGCCUAGAUCGCAGGGCUGAAGGAAAACCUCGAGCGCAAGAAAAAAUCCCAGAAAAAGUCGGAGGAAGGCCUGGACCAGAAAUCGAUCAUCUCCUGCGAGCUAAUGCUUUUGCUCAAGGAGGAGCAGAUGCUCACCUUGGAGCUCGAGUCCCUCGAGUAGGAAAAAGUGGAGUUCAACCGGGACUACCGGCGGCUGUACGAAUAGUAGCGUAGUCGCUACGGCAGGCCCAACGCGCAGGGCCUGGUGAGAUUCGAGAUGAUCGGCGAGAAGUACCAGCUGCAGCUGAUCGGCAAAGGCGGGUACUCCUAGGUGUACAAGGCCUUCGACCUGCGCUAGCUGAAGGAGGUGGCCUGCAAGGUCCACGAGCUGAUGGCGGGGUGGUCGGACUCCGCCAAGGAGAACUACAUAAAGCACGUGCAGAGGGAGACCGAUGUUCACCGGGUGCUGGACCACCCUAACAUCGUCCGGAACUUCAGUUCCUUCACGAUCGACAACAACACGAUGUGCACGGUGCUGGAGCUGUGCGAGGGGCCGGACCUAGGCGCCUACCUGAAGCGGGUGAAGAAUCCCGAGAAGGACGCCAAGGUGCUGUUCCGGCAGGUCCUGCAGGCCCUCAAGUACCUCCACAGCCUGCCCGAGAAGAUCAUCCAUUACGACCUCAAGCCCCAGAACAUCCUCUUCCACAAGGGACAGGUCAAGGUCUCCGACUUCGGGCUGUGCAAGAAGAUGGCCUCGGAGAGCAGCUCCAUGGAGCUGACCUCGCAGGGGGUGGGGACGUACUGGUACCUGCCGCCCGAGUGCUUCGUGGUGGCGGACACGCCUGCGCAGAUCAGCCCCAAGGUGGACAUCUGGUCGGCCGGCGUGAUCUUCUUCGAGAUGCUGUACGGCAAGAAACCCUUCGGCCACCAGAUGAGCCAGCUGCGGAUCCUCAAGGAGGGCAUCAUCCUCAAGAGCAUCAAGGUGGACUUCCCGGCCAAGCCGCCCCUCUCCGCAGAGUGCAAGGAGUUCAUCUCCCGGUGCCUGACCUACAGCGAGUCCGACCGCCCCGACAUCCAGCAGGCCCUCGCGCACCCCUACUUCGACAAGAAAUGA
Hippocampus zosterae (dwarf seahorse) is the source of this 1338-nucleotide messenger RNA. RefSeq lists its product as uncharacterized. Lineage: Eukaryota; Metazoa; Chordata; Actinopteri; Syngnathiformes; Syngnathidae. Gene Ontology annotation, biological process: chromosome segregation; peptidyl-serine phosphorylation; intracellular signal transduction. The record is from RefSeq and is a predicted model, not a curated record. Gene Ontology annotation, molecular function: protein serine/threonine kinase activity; ATP binding. Gene Ontology annotation, cellular component: nucleus.